Molecule: messenger RNA, 1434 nt
Organism: Carlito syrichta (Philippine tarsier)
Lineage: Eukaryota; Metazoa; Chordata; Mammalia; Primates; Tarsiidae
Gene: BPIFB3
Product: BPI fold containing family B member 3
Molecular function (GO): lipid binding
Source: RefSeq, a predicted model, not a curated record
AUGCAGCCAGCAAUGCUGGGCGUGUGGUCUUUGCUUCUGCUCUGGGGCCUGGGGGCUCCGUGCCAGGGGCUGCUGGAGACAGUCACGCUCGCGCGGAUCGACAAGGAUGAACUCGGCAAAGCCAUCCAGAACUCACUGGUUGGGGGACCCAUUCUGCAGGACGUGCUGGGAACAGUCACUGCCAUGAACCAGGGCCUCCUGGGCUCAGGAGGGCUGCUCGGAGGAGGAGGCCUGCUGAGCUAUGGCGGUGUUUUUGGUGUUGUGGAGGAGCUCUCUGGGCUGAAGAUUGAGGAGCUCACACUGCCCAAGGUGUCACUGAAGCUGCUGCCAGGAUUUGGGGUGCAGCUGAGCCUGCACACCAAGGUGGGCCUGCAUGGCUCCGGCCCCCUGGGGGGCCUCCUGCAGCUGGCAGCGGAGGUGAACGUGUCCUCGCGGGUGGCGCUGGGCAUGAGCCCACGGGGGACGCCCGUCCUUGUCCUCAAGCGCUGCAGCACGCUCCUGGGCCACGUCAGCCUUCGCUCCGGGUUGCUGCCCACACCGUUCUUUGGGGUUGUGGAACAGACACUCUUCAAGGUGCUGCCGGGACUGCUGUGCCCCCUGGUGGACGGUGUGCUGGGCGUGGUGAACCAGCUCCUGGGGGCUGUGCUGGGCCUGGUGCCCCUGGGGGCCCUCGGGUCUGUGGAAUUCUCGCUGGCCACACUGCCGCUCAUCUCCAACCAGUACGUAGAGUUGGACAUCAACCCUGUCGUGAAGAGCGUGGCCGGUGAUGUCAUCGACUUCCCCAAGCCCCCCGCCGCUGUCGAGGUGCCGCCCAAGGAGGACCACACGUCCCAGGUGAUAGUACCACAGUUCCUCUUCAACACCGUGUUUGGACUCCUGCAGAGCAACGGUGCCCUGGACAUAGACAUCAUCCCUGAGCUGGUUCCCAGCAACAUCCCACUAACAACUACAGACCUGGCAGCUUUAGUUCCUGAGACCCUGGGGAAAUUGCCCCCAGGCCAGCACCUCCUGCUCUCGCUGCGGGUGAAGGAAGCGCCCACGGUCACGCUCCAGAAGAAGAAGGCCACAGUCUCCAUCACAGCUAACAUCUGUGUGCUGUCUUACGUCCCUCAAGGGACCCCUGAAGCCCUUUUUGGGCUGGAUGGGGUCCUGACCCUGAGCACCCGGCUGGCCCCCUCGGCGACCGCGCUGCACGUGGCCCUGGCCCUGGAUCGGCUCAGCCUCCAGCUGGCUCCACCCUUUGCCCACACCACUGAUGUGUCACAUCUAGAAGAAUGGCUUAGUGGCGUGGUGGGCACAGCCUACGUGUCAAAACUCAAUGCGGCCCUGGACGUUGGAAUUCCCUUACCUAAGAUCCUCAAUGUCAACUUUGCCAGUUCUGUUCUGGAGAUCAUAGAGAAUGCCGUCGUGCUGACCGUGGCAUCCCGAGGCUGA